AUGCCAGAUAACAAAUUAGAGACUGCUAAAAACAUUGGUGUUUCAGUUGCGGGAUCGAUUGGAGGUAAUAAAGUUGCCGAUAAGCUUCAUUUGGGAAAUGUUGGCCAUAUAGCAGGGGGUAUAGGAGGAGGUAUACUAGCCUCCGAAGCUGAGAAUAAAGCUGAAAAUAAA
This is a messenger RNA of Hyphopichia burtonii NRRL Y-1933, 171 nucleotides long. RefSeq lists its product as uncharacterized. The record is from RefSeq and is a predicted model, not a curated record. The annotation marks the transcript as partial. The transcript has a single exon. NCBI's taxonomy places the organism in Eukaryota, Fungi, Ascomycota, Pichiomycetes, Serinales, Debaryomycetaceae.